CUCCAUGCUUGUGCUUCUAUGAUAUGCACUAACGGUUACUUUUUUCAAAAUCGAGUGAUCUAUAACAAGUGUUAUUAAUUUCUUCAUAAAUUAAAUAAAAUGAUUUUCCACGUUACUGCUUGCAAGUCAUGAGUUCUCAAAGUAUAGCAAUAAGUAAUUUAGCUGAAAAACUUCGUUGUGAUAAUUACCACCAGUUUAACGUUCUUGUAAGAAUGCAUUUAUCUUUCGUUUUGGACUUUCAUACCACAGAUGGUUUAAUAAGUGAGAAAAACAAGUUAAAAAAGUGGCCAUUUUAUAAAAAAAGCAAACAUAAUAGUAAGGCAAUCGUGGAUGGAGCACUUACAACUCAAGAAGGGAUUUCUCAAGUAUAUCAGUUAAUUGAAUUUUUAAAAAAAGAGCAAAAUAUCACCUGUGUUGGUAUAUUCAGAAGAACAGGUUCCCUUACUCGCCAGCAGGCUCUAAAAAAUUUGUUGAUUCAAGGUAGCGAGCUUUGCUUAGAAAACAGCAAGUUUAGUGUACAUGAUUGUGCUUCAGUUUUGAAAGGUUUUCUAGCAGAACUAUCAGAACCCUUAUUAACAGAUGCCCAUUUUCCAGCUUAUUGUCAGUUAGCAGAACUGUUUGGAACUACUAGGAGACCAAUGCAGGAGGUCCGGCUUUUAAGAACAUUGCAAUUACUCUUACUCCUUUUACCCUUAGAAAAUCGUGAACUGUUGAGAAACUUAUUAGAUCUUCUACAUUUAACAGCUUUCUUUGAAAAUCACAAUAAAAUGUGUGCUGACAGUUUGGCCACUCUUUUCACUCCCCAUCUUCUUUGUCCACGUAAGCUAUCUCCUGAAAAUCUUCAUAUAAAUUCACAAAAUCUUUCUGGGAUUGUAUCAUUUAUGAUUAAAAAAUCUCCUGAAUUGUUUGACAUACCACCAAAACUUGCAGUAGACAUAAAAGCUUACUAUACAGAAAAGGAAAAGACGAAAUUGCAGUCUCUCAGGUGGGAAGUGAAUGAAUCUAUAUGCGAUACAGCAAAAACUGUUUAUAGUUUCGUUGAUCAUGAAAAAACCACAAAAGAAAAUCAAUCCAAUCCAACAGAAACAGCUUUGGCUCAGUUAUAUGCUCAUAUUCAGAGCCUGCCCGAGUCUUCAAAGAAAAGAAAAUUAAUAAAACAAUUUAAUAAAGAAAAUGGUCAAGGUAUUCCACUGCAAGUGUUAAGAUGCGUUACUGGUAUUUCUCCUGGUGAAAAAACGGUUGGAAGCUCUUUAAAAAAAAUCAGAAGUUUUGCUAAAACAAUGAAAACCAAUAGAUUUGGAAGCCAAAGAUCCUUCAGUGAUGAGUUUCUAAGUUCUGUUAGUAACGUACCUAGAUUGCGCCUAUUUUGCGCGAAUUGCGACGAAAAUUCAGACGGAACGACCAGCGAGAAAAAUAAUCUCGUAACACAUAUCUGCAACAGUUGUGACAGUUGCUUCAUUACCGAUGAUGUAUCCCCGAUAUCUGAAAAACGUAGCAAGUCUGACCUAAAUCUAAGCUCUUCUAUAGACUGCAUUACCAGCACACCAGUCUCAUACUUUCAACAACGUCCGUAUUUGGAAAACGUGACUGGUACUUUUACACCUACUGACGACCGCGAAAGCCUAUCCGACUCUCCAAUUACCCGAUCAACUCACCGAAUGAGUAAAACGAUGCAGGAGACAAUGAUGACCCCGAGGAGUAGAAAGCCACUUCUGUUGGUUUCUGGAACUAACUUGACAAAUUUCCCGAAACUGAAAACUUGCGAAAAUAUGAACAGCUUGGAUGAAGUUUCUAAGUCAGAAAUGAAGAACAAAAUAUCUCUAAGACGAUCAAGAAGCGUUUCAAGUUUGAACAGCGCAAAGGACGAAAAAGAAUUAUCAUCUUUAAGUAAAACAUUUAUAAACUAUACCAAUAAAGGAAGUAUAAUACUAGCUUCCAGUAGCGAGGUAAUGUUCGUCGAUGUUAAUGAUUUGUCACCAAAUGAAAUGGGUUCACCAUUGUCAGAUUGCUUAAAUGGGAAAAAGGUUCAAGAGAGCUUCAACCAUUAUGAAAAAGAAGACGUCAAAUAUCAAAAACAAUUAGUGCUUCAAUCUCAACGAUAUGAUGAAAAUGGAAAGCCUACUGUCUAUGAAACAUCAUUUUGACAAAGGUGUAAUAUUUAAAAAUUCGAAUUCCUUAAAUUAGUAACCAUGUUUUAUAGACACUAACUUAUUUAUUAUCCAUUAAACAAAACUAAAUAAAAAUAUAAUAGUUUUGUUUAUAACCAACUUAUAAAAUAAAGGUAAUUAUUAGAACAUAUCGUCUUGAUUGAGGUCUGCCAUUAAGUUUAGACCACGUUCCUUUAGUGCUUUUGUAAGAAGUCUUUGUUGCUCCUGUUUAGAUUCAUGUUCACGGCGUUG
Agrilus planipennis (emerald ash borer) is the source of this 2399-nucleotide messenger RNA. RefSeq names its product rho GTPase-activating protein 19-like. Gene Ontology annotation, molecular function: GTPase activator activity. NCBI's taxonomy places the organism in Eukaryota, Metazoa, Arthropoda, Insecta, Coleoptera, Buprestidae. Gene Ontology annotation, cellular component: cytoplasm. The record is from RefSeq and is a predicted model, not a curated record. Bases 129 to 2144 code for a protein of 671 amino acids. The transcript is spliced from 6 exons. Gene Ontology annotation, biological process: signal transduction; regulation of small GTPase mediated signal transduction.